AUGGCGCCAAGGAAAAUGAAGUGUUUGAAACUCACCACACCAUCGUGCCCUCAGAUCAAUGCGUGGAUUGCUAGCAAAGCAGCUUGCAAAGACCCAUACUAUGGAAAGUGUUAUGGGAUCCCUCUUGCAUGUCCUCCCGGUUGCCCUAAGCUUUGUGAGAUUGAGUGCAAGGCUUGCAAACCUUAUUGUGCAUGCGACAAGCCAGGAGCUAUAUGUCAAGACCCAAGAUUCAUCGGAGGCGAUGGAGUCAUGUUCUAUUUCCAUGGGAAGAAGGACAAGGACUUCUGCCUCAUCUCAGACCCUAAAAUCCACAUCAAUGCACACUUCAUUGGCAAGAAGAGCAAAAAAGGGAGGGACUUCACUUGGGUGCAAGCCAUUGCCCUUCUUUACAAACAACAUAAAUUGUACAUAGGAGCCAAAAAUGUCACACAUUGGCAUGACACAAAUGAUAACAUGUUGAUGCAUUUUGAUGAAGGAGAUGUACAAAUUCCCUUCGGCGAAAGCCAGGAAUGGCGGUCCCCGAAAGCGGGAAUUAUCGUCAAGAGGACCGCGAUGACGAAUGUAGUAGAGGUUGAGGUUUUAGAGGUGAUGAAAAUGAAGGUGAGAGUUGUGCCAAUUACAAUGGAGGAAUCAAGAGUUCAUGGUUAUGAUAUUAGUGAAGACGGCAACUGUUAUGCUCACUUGGAACUUGGUUUCAAGUUUGAGUCACUUAGUGGUGAUGUAAAUGGUGUUUUGGGACAAACUUAUGCAAGUGGAUAUAGAAGUAGAGUCAAGAUGGGGGCUGCGAUGCCAAUAAUGGGAGGUGCUAAGAAGUUUCAAACUUCAAAUAUUUUUAGUGUUGAUUGUGUUGUUUCUAGGUUUGGUUUGGAGAUGAGUAUUUGA
This is a messenger RNA of Dioscorea cayenensis subsp. rotundata (Guinea yam), 882 nucleotides long. RefSeq lists its product as uncharacterized. The record is from RefSeq and is a predicted model, not a curated record. The transcript has 3 exons. The coding region runs from base 1 to 882 and encodes 293 amino acids. Lineage: Eukaryota; Viridiplantae; Streptophyta; Magnoliopsida; Dioscoreales; Dioscoreaceae.